ACUUCCGCCGCGCCAGUGACGUCAGCGGACGGCGCCCGGGACAGAGAGGCGCCGCGGCUGCGCAUGCGCCCUUGGAGGAGUCCGGCUGCUAGCCUCCCUCCUCGCCAGCGACAGGAAGCCAGGCCCCGGCCCUUCUGCGCCGCCGGGCCUGGUCCCGAGGGCGCCGCCAUGGAGGGCACGGCGGAGGCGCGUCCGCUGAGGAACCAGGAGCCCAAGGCGGCGGCGGAGGCGGAGGCGGAGGCGGGCGGCGGAAGCAGCGGAGGGCGGCGCUCGCGGUGGCGGACGGCGGCCUUCUUCGCCUCGCUGUUCCUGAGCCUGGCGGCCGUCUUCGCCUUCUCCUUCGCCGUCCCUUGCCCGGUGAGGCCGCGCUCCGAAAGGGCCUGGAGCCGCUCCUACGACGACGCCGCGGCCUUCCCGUUCCUGGAGCUGGCGGACGCAGACGAGGACGGCGUGCAGGAUGCCCUCUUCGCCUUCAGGGCUGCUGCGGUGGGGACCGGGGGCAGGAACGGCAGCCGAGGCUGGAAGGAGCCCUGCGCGGAGGCCGGCUUGCGCUCCCCCUGCGCCUUCCUGGCGGCCCACGCGGGCACCAACGGCAGCCUCCUCUGGCUGAAGCCGGUGGCCCAAGACCUGCAGCUGCUGGACUGCGCCUGGGAGCACGGCGGGAAGCCGGCCUGCCUCCUCCUGGGGAAGCCGGGGCCCCUGGCAGCCCUCGACUUGGAGACAGGCCAGACGCUGUGGCAGGAGACGGCCAACUUCACCGCAAACUCCACUGUGCUGAGUCCUUUGCUCAAGGUCCCCAGCAUUCAUAAGGAGGGAGCGCUGGAUCUUUUGGUCUUCGCAGAAGCUGGAGAGGAGUUAAUAGGAUCCUUCUACUCUGGGACAGAUGGCACUCAGAUCGGAUCCAGUGUUACCUUACAGCUGCCAAAUUGCCUGGGCCACCUCAUGCAUGUCACAUCCAAGGGUGCCCACUAUGUCCUCUUUUACACUGGCAGGGCUGCUCAGCUCACUGGGCUCUUUUCUCUUGGCUCAGGAAAAGGCCUCUUUGGCUACUCGGUGAAGGAGAUCUACCGCAUGGCUGUACCCUUGCCGGCCCAUCCAAGCACCAGCCUGAAGGAGGACCCCCACUGGGAAGCAGCUAUUGAGAGCGUCACUCACCAGAUCUCCCUACUCAGCUUGAGAGGAAUUCGUUCUCUGACCAAGAUGACCAGGAAGCCAGGAAGCAACAUUUUGGUGACAGGUUCAGCCACAUUGGAGCUGGUAGAUGGGCAGCACCUGGGCUCCGUGUGGGUCACUGACAUCCCCCACAUCCUGAGGGAGCCUGUCCUUGGGGCCUACGAUCCUGACGAGGUUGAUGUUAUCCUUGAAAGCCAAGUUUCAGCCAAGAAGAAAAUGGUGAAGAUUGUGGAGGGCAGCUCCGGGGACAUCGAGUGGGAGGUGGAGCUGCUGCACCCAGAGGCAGGGAGCCCCCGUCCGGCUACCCUCCCAACAGCUGAUCACAGAUCUGCCUUCCUCUUCUGGGGCCGGUACCAAGAAAACACUAACAGGACUGGGUCCCCCGAUGAAACCUUGCAGCCACAGGAGCAGCACCUCUACCUGUUCCACCCCUCCCUCCCCAAUGUUCUCCUGGAGAUGAGCAACUGCACAGAGCCCAUUAUUGCCUUUGCAGGGGUCCUUUUUGAGCGGAGCCGACAUGCCUGCUACGUACUGCUGACCGGGCCCCAAGUGAGCGGCACUUCCACCGGACAUGUGGUGCUCACAAAGCGGAAGCUGAAGGAGGAUGUUGCUGGCGGCCGGGUGGUCUGGCUCAGCCAGGUGGCCCAGGACACUGAACAGAACGUCCGGGAGCGGCUCCUCCGGAUGAGAUACCGCAGCCUCCCGUGAGCCAGGGCACAGGAAAGGUGGCCUUGUGGAGGGGCUGUGUGUGCGUGCGCAAAAGACCCGAGGGGGCAGUGAAAGCUGCCUGGAGCUGCCAGCCUGGGUCCAGCUCCAAGGGUGCUUUGGGGCAGCACAGGGACUGCGUGCGCAUGUGCGCCUGUCUUUGACUACUCAGCCUGCCUCCAGUACCGCCCUGCCAGCCUCCAUCUGUGGCUUGCUCCCUUUCCUAGGAUGGUGCUGGAGGCAGGGGGACCGUGGUCGAGCGAGAGAUUACUGAUGCGCGUGCAUGUCUGUGUCCAUACUAGCAUGGGGCAGGUUAGGCAGGAUAUAGGGCAGGAAGCCUUCUGCCUUUUGCCCUAACCAAGAAGUAGCCUUGUGGCCAGAGGGCUUGUCUUGGGGGGGGGGGAGUAGGCACCACUGCUGCCUGAAGGCAUUGCACCUCGUUGCCCUCUCUUUGGACUGAUAAUGAUGAUGCCACCAGAGUGGGCACACUUGCUUCCAUGCCACCUGAAGAGUUUCUGCACUUCUUUCCAGAGAGGCAUCCUACCCCGGUCUGCAGCACUCACCAUUUCUUUUAAGACUGAGGGGGCAGCUUAGGGCCAUUUUGGGUGACUGCUCCCCUCCCCCUCCAGGGGCUUAGCUGUCCUCCCCCAGCAAGAGAUCUGCAGGACCUCCCCCCCCCUUUGCUAGUAGAGACUGGGCUGCCUUUUUGCCCUUCAGGAGGAGUGCUUUCCUUUGGGUCUCCGGCUGCCUCUGGGGUGGAGCUGGGGGGGGCACUGCACCUUUUGGCAACUGGGGUGUUUCUGGACAUGGGUUGGCUGCUGGUGCUGCCAGGGCUGAAUAAACUGGUGGUCUCCCUCUGC
Molecule: messenger RNA, 2738 nt
Organism: Sceloporus undulatus (fence lizard)
Lineage: Eukaryota; Metazoa; Chordata; Lepidosauria; Squamata; Phrynosomatidae
Gene: FAM234A
Product: family with sequence similarity 234 member A
Exons: 11
Coding region: 64-1881 (605 amino acids)
Source: RefSeq, a predicted model, not a curated record